Zea mays is the source of this 1169-nucleotide messenger RNA. RefSeq lists its product as uncharacterized. Lineage: Eukaryota; Viridiplantae; Streptophyta; Magnoliopsida; Poales; Poaceae. Bases 568 to 735 code for a protein of 55 amino acids. The record is from RefSeq and is a predicted model, not a curated record. The transcript has 4 exons.
CCUUGACCAUCAUCGAAGGAACCACGAGCCAAUCGGAGAGAGAACUACCAGCGGGGAGCGCCAGGGUGCAGAGAGCGCCGCCGCGAGCCAUCUCCGACUCGCUGGCGACUUGGCCUCUGUGUGUGCCUGGGGAUCAUCGUUGGGGAACCAGUGAAGCAUACGCGUGGAUCUCCUAGGACCUGGGUCGUCUCUCUCCCACCGAAUUGCUCACCGGAGCAAAACUUGGCCGGGGACCCGCCCUCCGCGUGAACCAGCUUCUCCGCGUCACCAACGCCGACGUAUAUCGGAUGGCUGACUUCGCGGACACGGGCACACGGCAACAGAAGGUCUUCGCCGGACUCUACGCCCACUGAACACGCCCUUGAGGGCUGAGGCCUUGACCCACUGAACACGCCCUUGGCGACCGCCGCCGCUCUACUCCCAGUUGCCCUGUUCUUCGCCGGACCCUUCGCCGGCGACAAGCACUAACCAACGACCAACACGAUUCCAACAUUUGAAAUCCAACUCCACCAUGACCGGUUGUUGGCAGUUUCCUUCUGAUUUCCAUUUAUCCAUGGUUUUGUUGCGAUGGGGUUAUUCAGGGGCAGCUUCACUCUCUUGGUGGGAAUGGGAUGUGGUGUCUAUAUAGCUCAGAACUACAAUGUGCCGAACGUCAAGAAGCUAUUCAACACAUAUGUUUUUCUGGCAAAGCACAUUGAGGAAACCUACCGUAAGCCGAAGAAAGACGAUGAUUGAUCCUUUUACAUUUGUUUUCCAUGUUAUGCCCUGGGAAAGCAAGUACAGCUGACGUAAUACAGAAAGGUGCUUUUUUGAAAUGGUGAAGGCAUUUUUGUUUAUGGUCUAGUUUGAACUCCAGUGGUAAAUGUUAGUUGUGGAAUUCAGUUGCUGUGAUAGUUUUUGGUCGCAUGGGCUUCUAGAUCAUCCCCUUUUGGCCUUUGCUCGUGUUCCUGUGCCUGAGAAAUGCACUGAACUUUGUAGUUGAACUGUUGAAGUGCGGCCAUGGAUAAUCUAGCACAUAUUAGUGUGUUUGUCAAGUUAACUUAGGAUGGGAUGAUGUGUUUAGUUGAAUCUAGAUUUAUCUUUGUUUCUUUAAAUUGUUUGUUCUUCGAUUUACCACGAUGGAUGAUGACAUUUGUAUUUGCAACCAGAUAGUGGGGAUGUGCCUUUCA